AGCAAGUUGAGCCAAAAUUUUGUUUGGGGAGGGUUUUCAAAUGGAUAAAGUGGUUUUUUUCAUAACAGGAAAAUAGACUUUUUUUCUAACAAGAUGUCAUGUUUGUUUGCUAAAAAUAUUUCCAGUGUCACAUGCUACAAUUGAAUCUUGUUAGGGAUCACAUACUUCGAGUUCAGAUAAAGUAUAGGACCUUGGUUAUAUUCGAGCAAUGGUGCCUGCUCUGAUACUAAAGGUCAUUCGGCCGUCAGGAUCAAAUCUAACGGUGUCUGCUGCUCAUGCCAUCUCCCCCCUCCAUCCUCUCGCGACAUAGUUACGGCAAGGCAGCUGCCACGGCGGCCGCUCCGCCUCCCGCCUCCCUCCCGCUCCGCGCGCCGCCACCUCCCAUGGCGUCGCUGCUCCGCCUCCAGGGCCUCGCUCCAGCCCUAAACGUUCCCCGCCAUCGUUGCUUCCUCUCCCCUCUCCGCCUCGCCUCCGCGUCCACGGCUCCGCUCGCUCGCCGCAUCUCCACCGCCGCCUCCACAAACGCGCCAGAGCCGCCAACCUCGGAACCGAAUCUGGAGUCAGGUCUGUAUCUUGUCGCAACGCCAAUUGGAAACCUUGAAGAUAUCACCUUGCGGGCACUGCGUGUCCUUAAAUGUGCUAAUGUGAUAUUAUCUGAAGACACAAGGCAUUCUGGAAAGCUGCUUCAGCACUAUAACAUCAAAACACCUCUUCUUAGCUUCCAUAAGUUCAAUGAGCGCGAGAGAGAGCCCAGUAUCUUAAGGAGGCUUCAUGAAGGUGAAGCAGUUGCAUUGAUAAGUGAUGCCGGUACUCCAGGCAUUAGUGACCCUGGCAUGGAAUUGGCUAGACUAUGUGCAGCUGAGAAAAUUCCUGUCGUUCCCAUUCCUGGGCCUUCUGCUGCAAUUGCUGCUCUUUCCGCGUCGGGUUUGCCAUCUAAUGAAUUCACAUUUGUUGGGUUUUUACCAAAGCAUGCUCGGUCAAGAAGAGAUAGGCUUGAGAUAUCUGCCCGUGAAGCUGCUACACAAAUAUUCUAUGUUCCUCCCCAUGGCAUUCAUCAAUUUCUUGUUGAUGCUGCUUCAUCUUUUGGCGAUUCAAGGUCAUGUGUUAUUGCAAGGGAGAUAACAAAAUUACAUGAAGAGUUCUGGCGUGGAACUCUAGGUGAAGCAAAUGAGGCCUUUGCAACUCGACAGCCUAAGGGAGAGAUCACAGUGCUAAUAGAGGGGCAGUUAAUUUCAGUUGAUGAAACUCCAUCAGAGGAUUUCCUUGAGCAUGAACUAAGAGAAUUGAUGGCAAAGGGACAUACCCUUUCAGCGGCGGUGAAAUUGGUCACUGAAGCUACAUCAGCAAAGAAGAAAGAUGUUUAUGCUCUUGCAUUGAGGUUGUUUGGAAAAUGAGUAAAAUGCAACUUUUGAUCGCAUCUGAAUGAGGUGGACAGCAUUUUUCCUCUUAUCAAAGCCAGAGGUGGAGUCCAUGUAACUGCGUCCUUCCAGAAGCCAUCUAUCAUCCUCAACGCUGUAAAAGGGUGAGAGUGACCAUGAACUGUCAGACCCUGUGCAAGUGCAAACAAACUUAUAGUCUGGCUUGCAUGUCAUGUCUUGUGCAAACAGCCGCAGGUUCACCUCUGCUGGAACGCCCCACCACCACCGUGCCAUAAACAAUGUGACUAGUUGUAAGAACGAAUACAUGCCAUGAUUGUCAGCUAGGUUAGGUUUAGUUAGAACGAAAUCAUGCCAUGAUUGUCAGCUAGGUUAGAUUUCACACUUUUACUGCUGUGGUUCUCAGGUAAAAGGUUCCAUUCAUUUGGCUGUCUGUACUGUAUUGGUCGUGGACAUGGCGUUCUCAGCCUGAUGGUUCAACUCACCCCAUCGUUCAUGAGAUGUAUAGACUUUUCUAUCUGAACAUAAGAACAUUGGUACAUAGCCCUAAAUUAGUUGUAUUCAGUUGUAGUUCUUAAUUCCGUUAUGCAAAUGGAUGGAACUAUCAGGACCAGCCUUUGUACAAUUAGAGUGUCACUGUCGUAGAAUUUUGUCGUUUCCCAUGUUUGUUACCUUGGAAACCAGGUUAGACUCUGCUUAUAACCGCCAAUGCCGUAGGUUUCUCA
Messenger RNA from Panicum hallii, 2101 nucleotides. Its product is annotated as ribosomal RNA small subunit methyltransferase I. Gene Ontology annotation, molecular function: methyltransferase activity. Bases 276 to 1394 code for a protein of 372 amino acids. The transcript has 10 exons. Lineage: Eukaryota; Viridiplantae; Streptophyta; Magnoliopsida; Poales; Poaceae. The record is from RefSeq and is a predicted model, not a curated record.